Panicum virgatum (switchgrass) is the source of this 579-nucleotide messenger RNA. Its product is annotated as organelle RRM domain-containing protein 6, chloroplastic-like. NCBI's taxonomy places the organism in Eukaryota, Viridiplantae, Streptophyta, Magnoliopsida, Poales, Poaceae. The transcript is spliced from 4 exons. Gene Ontology annotation, cellular component: chloroplast. Gene Ontology annotation, molecular function: RNA binding. The record is from RefSeq and is a predicted model, not a curated record. Bases 95 to 343 code for a protein of 82 amino acids. Gene Ontology annotation, biological process: chloroplast mRNA modification; cytidine to uridine editing.
CGCACGAAGCGUCCGGCUGCCCUUUCGGGUGGGGUCCGCAACCAGCAGCGCCCGUCCACCGCCUCUGCCUGCCUCCAGCCGCCAACUGCCUCCCAUGGCGCCGCCACCAGGUCUAUCGUUCCGUACAACCGAGGAGAACCUCCGGGGAGCGUUCGAGAAAUUCGGUCAGCUUACAGAAGUUCAUCUCGUGAUGGAUAAAGUAGCAAAGAGGCCGAGAGGUUUCGCGUUCGUGUCCUACGCUGUCGAGGAGGAAGCCAAGAGUGCCAUCGAAGGAAUGCACGGGAAGUUCCUGGAUGGUAGAGUGAUCUUUGUCGAGGUUGCAAAACGAAGGCCUGGACUCUGAGGGAUCGCGCCGAGGUGCCAAGUCCUUGACGCUUGGAAGACAAACCUGGCAAGCCUUUCCAAAUUACAUGAACCUGUGUGCGCCAAUUUAAAUCCAUUGCAGAAGCAUGGCCUCCACCAAAGCUCCAUAGUAUUAUGAUUUUUUAAGGCAUUGAUACUCCAUAGUAGUAUGAUUUGCACGUCACUGGACGAUGUCCAGAAACUUUGAUUGUUGAUUUCAGAAAAUCCCUGAUGAUA